AUGGAAUCCCUCACGCCCGACCCGAAUACCUUCCGCCUGACACCGCUUAUUCAGUCCGCACUAAAACGCAGAACUUCCAAAAAAUGUCAAGAAAACGGAAAACCGAACGAGACGGACCCAUUCGUCAGUGAUAAGGCUCACCAAGAAGAAGAGGAAGAUUUAUUAAUUCAGUUCAAACGAUAUUUUUGUAGUGCGACUAAAAUUCCAGACAAAUUAAUGGAAAAGCUAGUAGAGAAGUGUAGAGAGAAUUCAGAAUUCGCUGAAGAACUAUCCACAAAUGUAUUCAAUUCCGAAAUAGUCACUUCCCAUAACAUUCGCUACCAAUUCCAGACAAAUGUUAUCAAGAAAUUCCUUGCAGCUCUUGAGAAAGAUGACGUGCCAGUUCCAGAUUCAAUGUUUGAUCGGCUUGGAGUAUUGUUGGGCUUGAAAGACGGAGAAUUCGUUGAGAAGCUAUAUCUAGACGAAAAAGGCGACAAAGUGGUCGCGAAGUUUUCGGAAUCUGUCAAUCAACUUUCCAUGGGAACCACUGGAUUAUCUGUCUGGCAAGCGUCGUGUGAUCUGGCGAACCUGUUCCGGCUGAUUCCUUCGAAUCAUUUUCGAGAGUUAUAG
Messenger RNA from Caenorhabditis briggsae, 609 nucleotides. The transcript has 2 exons. Lineage: Eukaryota; Metazoa; Nematoda; Chromadorea; Rhabditida; Rhabditidae. The coding region runs from base 1 to 609 and encodes 202 amino acids. The record is from RefSeq and is a predicted model, not a curated record.